Molecule: messenger RNA, 1232 nt
Organism: Cynara cardunculus var. scolymus (artichoke)
Lineage: Eukaryota; Viridiplantae; Streptophyta; Magnoliopsida; Asterales; Asteraceae
Product: transcription factor bHLH91-like
Exons: 4
Coding region: 60-1193 (377 amino acids)
Biological process (GO): regulation of DNA-templated transcription; anther wall tapetum development
Molecular function (GO): protein dimerization activity
Source: RefSeq, a predicted model, not a curated record
UUCCAGUUUUCAAUCAUUUCCAUCAAAGAUUCCCCAAGUUCUCUAUCACUGCAGAGAAAAUGAUGGAUAAUUCAGAUAUGUUUGAAGCAAGUGAUUGCUUCGAUCCAAACUCUCUGACUCAUGAAGAUGACAGUUUCCCACAACCUCAUGUCUCCAAUUUCCACCAAAUUCCCAAUUUCUCCGCCAUUGAAGCACCUGGAGACGAGCUUCAUCACCGGCAUCUAAUAACGAACAUGGAUAUUCAGCAACACAACUGGACUCAUAAUGAUCAGAUUCUUAUGGGGAAUGAUGACGAUUGUUUGCCUACUCCACCACCAGAUCUCCUCAAUCUCUUCCAGUUACCCAGAUGUUCCUCAUCAAUCUGCUUUUCCAACCCGACCCAUAUCGAUCAAACCACCAUGUACGACCCGUUAUUACCUCUUAACCUCCCUCCGCACCCUCCCUUCGUCAGAGAAUUGCUCAAUUCUCUCCCAAACGGCUUCAAUUUCUCGGGUUUUGGAGAAAUGGAUAUGGAAAGAGGAGAUCAAAAUCAAUUGUAUCAUGAUGGAGAUUCAGUUUUGGAGUUGGGUGAAAAAGGAAAAGAAACAAAACAUUUUGCUUCUGAAAAACAUAGAAGACAACAAUUUAAUGGCAAGUUUGAGGCCUUGAAGGAAUUGGUUCCAAAUCCCACAAAGGCUGAUCGAGCAUCACUGGUUGGAUAUGCGAUUGAAUACAUCAAUGAACUCAAAAGAACUGUGGAGAAACUGAAGAUCUUGGUGGAGAAGAAGAGAUGUAAUCCAAGUAGAAUCAAAAGGCGAAAAACCCAAGAUGAUUCGACGUUAGAUGUAGAGAGUAUUUACACAAGAAGCAACGGCGAUCCUGCCAAUGAUCGAGAAGCCAUUAACGGCAAUUCAUCUUCUACAAUGAGAAGCUCAUGGCUACAGAGGAAAUCGAACAACACUGAAAUCGAUGUUCGGAUUGUUGACGACGAAGUUACAAUCAAAUUGGUGCAGCAAAAAAAGAUGAAUUGUUUGUUACUUGUUUCAAAAGUUCUUGAUGAACUUCAACUGGAUCUUCAUCAUGUGGCGGGUGGAGUCAUCGGAGAUUUCUACAGUUAUCUGUUCAACUCUAAGAUUUGUGAAGGGUCCUCUGUUUAUGCAAGUGCCAUAGCCAAUAAGGUAAUUGAGGUGGUGGACAAACAAUAUGCUACAUAAGAUUUAACAUGUUGUUGAGGGAAGACAAUAACGGGGGUU